UUUUGACGAAAUUGAGAUUAUCGGGCCAAUCUUUUCGUUUUUUCUUUUUUUAUAUUCUGAUAAAACGGCUAAUGUAUUAGAAGGAGUGUGACCAACUUACAUUCAAGAUUGGCCAUUUUAAUUUUCGUCAUUAAACAUAACUAUUAUUUUGAAAAAAGGGCUUAUCAUUACAUUGGCUAGAUAUCAAUAAAAUUAUUAAUUGAAAAAAUGGCCAAUGUGUAGUUAGGACUAAUGGUAUUGUGGUACAAACUGACUUCGGCCUUUUUCACAUUGUUUACUGACAGAUAACGUUAUUUGAUUAUAUUGAUAAUAAAUUAUUAUAUUUUUGAUUUUUCAUACUUUCUGGUCACUACUAAAAUCUAAGUGUUACCAUUUACUGUGUUUCUACGUAAUAAGCUAAUAAUUAUAAAUGAAAAUGUGAUCAAAUGCAAAUCAAAACUAUGAAUUCAAGAACUAGACGGUUAAUGCAAAUGUGUCAAACUAGUUCCACGUCUACAAAUUCAAGUAAAAACGGAGAAGAAUGUUAUAGUACUGACUCAGAUUCAAUCACUGAUAUCAAUGAUUAUUCAUCAGAUGAGAAUGUCCCAUGUAAAAAUAAAAUCGAUAGUUAUUCAUUUAACUCGGAUUCUGACAACUCAAUUAGUGUUGAAAUUAACGAAAUUGAUAAUAUUAACACAGAAAUACAAAGUGAUGCUUAUUCUGAAAAAUGUACUGUCAAUAUUGAACAAAAUUGCACUUCUGAAGAACGUCAUAAUAACUUUACUUCUGAGCAAGAGAUUAACAAUAUUGAAACAAAUUAUUCUGUAAUACAGAGUUGUUCUGCUAGUACUAAUAUAUCACAAAAGAAAAGGGGGACGUCAAAAACAAGAGGGUCCUAAAACUAGAAAACGUUUAAGUAAUCCAAAAACAUGGGUAAGAAAUAUUGAAAAAUCAAAAAAAAACAAAAGGUGAAGAAUAUCUUAAUACAAAGGGACAAUUAGUUGCUAAAAAACCUUUACAACCACCAUGUUCUUGUAGACUAAAAUGCUCAGAAAAAUUUACUCAUGAGCAAAGAGAAAACAUUUUUAAAAAUUUCUAUAACCUUCCAAAAGAUAGUCAAAUGCAGUUCAUAGCUUCAUCGGUUAUUGAAACAAAUAAAAAAUUGGAAAGGCUCAGAAAUGAUAAAGAAAUGAUGAGUAGAAGAAAUUUUUAAUUAUAAUAUAAUAAUUAUACUAAUAAUGGGAUAUUUAACACAGAAAGAUGGUAAAAAUCAAGUAGACGAACUACAGCAACAGUUAUCUAACCUGAAUGUAGAUGGACAGAUAAAAAUAGAAAA
Daktulosphaira vitifoliae (grape phylloxera) is the source of this 1315-nucleotide messenger RNA. RefSeq lists its product as uncharacterized. The record is from RefSeq and is a predicted model, not a curated record. NCBI's taxonomy places the organism in Eukaryota, Metazoa, Arthropoda, Insecta, Hemiptera, Phylloxeridae. The transcript has 2 exons. The coding region runs from base 426 to 878 and encodes 150 amino acids.